Molecule: messenger RNA, 3152 nt
Organism: Oryza sativa Japonica Group (Japanese rice)
Lineage: Eukaryota; Viridiplantae; Streptophyta; Magnoliopsida; Poales; Poaceae
Source: RefSeq, a predicted model, not a curated record
GUGCAGUUUUUGCCCUUGAUUUGAUCCCCCAAUUCAUUCCAUCCCGCGACCGAGCUGGGCGUCAGCGCCGUCGUUCGUCCCUGCUGCUUCCGCCGUCGCAUCCCAUCCUCAUCCUCCGCCACCGCCGCCUGCGCCGAUCCCCAUCCAUCCAUCCACCCAGCGACCGACCGACCGAGCAGGGUCGCCGUCGUUCGUACGGCUGCUUCCUCGCCGCAUCCAUCCAUCCAUCCAUCCUGUGCAUUGUGUCAAAGGCAUUGGGCUAUAUCCUUUUGUAUUUGUGUUUCUUGGUUCAUAUUGAAGGACUGUUGACAUUUUUGAGGGAAAAUGAGUGGUGCACCCAAGAGGUCGCAUGAGGAGGGUAGUCACUCCACACCGGCAAAACGGCCGUUGGAUGACAGCAGCUUGUACUCAAGCCCUUCUGGGAAAAUUAUUCAACCAGGCAGCAGUGAUUUCCAUGGUUCGUUUGAACAUGAUGGGAGAUUUGCCAAAGUUCAACGUAUUGAGCCCCGGGAUGAUAAGAGGCCCUCUCUGGCACAUAGGAUGCCUAUUGGCCCCUCCAACUUUGUGGACCACUCAAUCUCAUCUGAUGGCAGAUUAGAAUCAAAGCAAAAUAAAGAUCCAUGGGACACUAAGGUAGAUGUUCGGGAGGCAAAGGCUGACACUCGAGAUGUCUACAGUGAUCCCAGGGUUGAAUUUCCGAGCAAUAAAGUUGAGACUGAUGUAAAGACGGACAAUAGAGCAGAUGACAAUGACAUAAGAGCCGACAGACGGAUACAUGCUGACUACAAAGGUGAUGCCAAACUGGACAAAGAUGGUCAUCCUACAGCAAUUUCAAACAUAGCCUGGAAAGAUAACAAAGAACAUAGGGGUAAAAGGAAUAUUGAGCAGCCAUCUGAUAAUGCAGAUUGGCGUUUUCCCCGCCCUGGUUUGCAAGGAACAGAUGAAUCUUCCAAAGGUCCAGUUCCUGCAGAUGAGCGGUCCAAGGAUGCUCAUGAAUCUACUGGUGAGAAUAAAACUGAACCUAAAACUGAAGAUAAGUUUAGAGAUAAGGACAGGAAAAAGAAGGAUGAAAAGCAUAGGGACUUCGGCACAAGAGACAAUGAUAGAAAUGAUCGCCGAAUUGGUAUUCAGCUUGGAGGCAAUAGUGUUGAACGAAGAGAGAAUCAGAGGGAAGAUAGGGAUGCUGAAAAGUGGGAUAGGGAAAGAAAAGAUUCCCAGAAGGACAAGGAAGGCAAUGAUAGAGAGAAGGAUUCUGCAAAGGAGUCAUCAGUAGCAACUGAAAAGGAGAAUGCAAUACUGGAAAAAACUGCAUCUGAUGGAGCUGUUAAAAGUGCCGAGCAUGAGAAUAAAACAGUAGAGCAGAAGACACUUAAAGAUGAUGCAUGGAAAUCACAUGAUAGGGAUCCCAAGGACAAGAAAAGAGAGAAGGAUAUGGAUGCAGGAGAAAGGCACGACCAAAGGAGUAAAUAUAAUGACAAGGAAUCAGAUGAUACUUGCCCUGAAGGAGAUAUAGAGAAGGAUAAGGAAGCCCUUGGAAGUGUCCAACGCAAGAGAAUGGCGCGAUCAAGGGGUGGUAGUCAAGCAUCCCAACGAGAACCUCGAUUUAGGUCUAGGAUGCGUGAUGGUGAAGGAUCUCAAGGUAAAUCUGAGGCAUCAGCCAUUGUCUAUAAAGCUGGUGAGUGCAUGCAAGAGCUUCUGAAAUCAUGGAAAGAGUUUGAAGCAACCCCAGAAGCUAAAAGUGCUGAAAGUGUGCAAAAUGGCCCCACUCUUGAGAUCCGCAUACCCGCAGAGUUUGUUACGUCCACUAACCGUCAAGUAAAAGGUGCUCAACUUUGGGGAACGGAUAUUUAUACAAAUGAUUCAGAUCUUGUCGCUGUGCUUAUGCAUACUGGUUACUGCUCCCCUACAUCAUCACCUCCACCAUCUGCAAUCCAAGAGCUACGAGCAACUGUUCGAGUUCUACCGCCACAAGACAGCUAUACUUCAACUUUAAGGAACAAUGUCCGCUCACGUGCUUGGGGUGCUGGUAUUGGUUGUAGCUUUCGCAUAGAACGCUGCUGCAUUGUUAAGAAAGGUGGUGGUACUAUUGAUCUUGAGCCUCGCCUAAGCCAUACAUCAGCUGUGGAGCCUACACUUGCUCCGGUUGCGGUUGAGCGCACAAUGACAACAAGAGCAGCAGCUUCUAAUGCGUUACGUCAACAAAGAUUUGUUCGGGAAGUCACAAUACAGUACAAUCUCUGCAACGAGCCAUGGUUGAAAUACAGCAUAAGCAUUGUGGCAGACAAGGGAUUGAAAAAGUCAUUAUAUACUUCUGCGAGGCUGAAAAAAGGCGAAGUCAUAUACUUGGAAACACAUUAUAAUAGUUUUCACAGGUAUGAGCUGUGCUUCAGUGGAGAAAAGGCUCGUCUUGUUGGAUCAAGCUCCAAUGCGGCAGACGCAGAAACUGAGAAACACCAGAAUAGUAGCCACCAUCACUCGCAAAAUGGGGACAGGGCCUCUUCAGAACAUGAACUGCGGGAUUUGUUCCGAUGGUCCCGCUGUAAGAAGGCGAUGCCUGAGAGCUCUAUGCGCUCCAUCGGUAUCCCGCUGCCAGCUGAUCAACUUGAGGUGCUGCAGGAUAAUUUGGAAUGGGAGGAUGUGCAGUGGUCGCAGACUGGUGUUUGGGUUGCUGGAAAGGAAUAUCCUCUCGCCCGAGUGCAUUUCCUAUCAUCAAACUAGCCCCUGCAAGUCCUUCAAGUUGUCGUAGCAGCCGGUUCAUGAACUAAUUUCUCGCAACAAUUUAAGGCAGGAGCUUCUCUUUGGUCCAUGUCGCGGUUUUAUUGUACAAUGUACAAUGCAUCCAUGCCAUGUCUGUGUAUAAAUCAAGAAUGCUCAGCUGCUGUAGGCUGUGUUGUGUGUAGUAUUUUUUCCCCCUUUUUUCAUAAACUAUUUGAGUUCUAGUUGGGCUGCUUCUGCCCCAUGUCACUGAGAUGUAGCUGUUGCUUCACAAUUUAGCUAACCUGAUGAUUAUUGUUGAAUGGUUGAUGUGCUGUAACUUAAUUCAGUGCUGUGUUCAUCUGGGGUGUUUCCUGACCGGGCAGGUUCAGACGUAGGCUAUUUGACUGAACUUCUGGAAAUUACAUGUGAUCAUUCCUACAAGAAAUUUAGCCGAA